Messenger RNA from Agrilus planipennis (emerald ash borer), 1853 nucleotides. Its product is annotated as UDP-glucuronosyltransferase 2B14-like. Gene Ontology annotation, molecular function: UDP-glycosyltransferase activity. The transcript has 4 exons. The record is from RefSeq and is a predicted model, not a curated record. The coding region runs from base 68 to 1618 and encodes 516 amino acids. Lineage: Eukaryota; Metazoa; Arthropoda; Insecta; Coleoptera; Buprestidae.
GUAAUAUAGAAUCUGCUAAUUAGUUAGGUUUACGAUUUUGAAAUAACAGUUCAACUAAUCGGUAGUUAUGUUGUGUAAAAUAUCAGUGUUUGUGGUGUUUAUUGCGGCAUUAUCGCUAACGGAUUCGGCAAAAAUUUUAGGAUACUUCUUAUAUCCAUCCUACAGUCACCAGAUAGUUUAUCAAAAGAUAUGGUUAGAGUUGGCCAGACGAGGCCACGACGUUACCGUCUUUACUCCAAAUCCGACAAAAAGCAGAGAGUUUCAAAACUUAAAGGAAGUUGAUUUGAGUGAUUCGUAUAAAGUUUUAGAGGAACAUCACGAACUUAUUUCGGAUUACGAUGACGUUGACUAUGUUGAAGAUACGAUAAGACUAACAAAGUUAUGCAAAUUAGUUUUGGAACAACAACUAACACAUCCAGAUGUACAAAAUCUUAUUCAUAAUAAUACCGAGCAAUAUGAUCUUUUGGUUGUGGAAUUUGUAUAUCCAAUUAUUUUUGGAUUGAAAGAAGUUGUGAAAGCACCAAUGGUGGGAAUUCUCACAUUCGAACCAUCCCUAUCUUGGCAUGACUAUAUGAGAAGCCCUACUCACCCAAUAGCAACCCCAAAUUCAUUUCUUCCCAUGUAUAAGAAUUUAACAUUUCUUGAACGAUUAUACAGUGUGUAUCAUUCGGUGCACUAUCGAGUAUCCUUGGUAUUUAGAGUGGGCUUUCCUAUGAGAGGACUUCUGUAUCAAAUAUUUAAUACUACAAAGAAUACUUUUGAACUGGCUGCGGAAACAAGUAUUGUGUUUGUAAAUACACCAAUUUUGGGACUUCCCAGACCAACAGUUCCUCAAAUGAUUACGUAUUCUGGAUUACAUUUGAAAGGACCAAAUGAAUUAUCCCAAUUACCUAAGGAUUUAAAAAAUAUUUUGGAUACUGCCGAGAAUGGAGUGAUAUAUUUCAGUUUAGGAUCAAAUAUAAAAAGUGACAAACUUUCCGAUGAUAAGAAGAACGAAUUGUUAACGGCAUUUUCACAACUCCCUUAUACUGUCCUAUGGAAAUUUGAAAAUGACAGUAUAGCUAAUAAACCAGGGAAUGUUUACAUAAGCAAAUGGUAUCCCCAGCAAGAAGUUUUGGCCCAUCCAAAUGUAAAGCUCUUCAUAACUCAGGUUGGACUUCAGUCUUUGGAAGAAGCAAUUCAUUUCGGGGUUCCCUUAAUAGGGAUGCCUUUCUAUGCCGAUCAACAUCACAACGCAAGAAAGAUUGUUUACCACAAAAUUGGCGUUGAAGUUGAUUACAAAACUUUCACGGCUGAAAGUCUAAAAUCUAGCAUAGAAGAAGUAAUAAGAAAUCCGAGUUAUAAAGAGAAAAUAUCAAAAAUAUCAGAAUUAAGUCGUGAGAAACCAAUGGACGAUUUGGAGAAAAUAGUGUGGUACAUGGAAUACGUUAUUAGGCAUCAAGGAGCUCCUUACCUAAAAAAUUCUGCACUUGAUUUACCACUCUAUCAGUACCUUAUGUUGGAUGUAUACGCAUUCUUGAUUAUUUCAGCUAUUUUAAUUUGGCGCAUUAUGCGAAAAUUAUUACGAGUUUUAUCAAACGUAUUUAAGAGUAGUCCAAACAAAGAUAAAAGAGAUUAGCUUUAAACGAACUAUCACAAUCAGUCAUUAUAAUGGAAGAGGCGAUAAGACCGAUGUGUUAAAGAUAAGACAGUGAAAACAGUUUUUAACUUGACUGUGAUAUCUACGCUUGUUAACGUCACUAAUAUUAGCGUUCCUUUAUUUAUUUAUGAUUGUCUAAUAAUAACUCAAUGUUACCAUUACGAGAAAUGUACCGUUUUUUAAUUUUUUGUGCAAUACAUUGUAAUAGUAUGAA